Molecule: messenger RNA, 2147 nt
Organism: Seriola dumerili (greater amberjack)
Lineage: Eukaryota; Metazoa; Chordata; Actinopteri; Carangiformes; Carangidae
Gene: znf622
Product: zinc finger protein 622
Exons: 7
Coding region: 105-1532 (475 amino acids)
Biological process (GO): ribosomal large subunit biogenesis
Cellular component (GO): preribosome, large subunit precursor
Molecular function (GO): zinc ion binding; nucleic acid binding
Source: RefSeq, a predicted model, not a curated record
CCUCGUGUGGUAGUUCUGGUACGGCUGUGAGGCAGGGGCUCACUUACUGAAAAAGAGGUUAAAAACACGUUUUUUGGGGGAGUCACCUCAUUUAAAAAGUUGUCAUGUCCUCCUACACUUGCAUCAGCUGCCGAGUGGCUUUUGCAGAUGGUGAUGUGCAGCGAGCGCACUAUAAAACCGACUGGCACCGCUACAACCUGAAGCGCAAGGUGGCUGACAUGCCACCUGUCACUGCUGAAAACUUCCAGGAGCGCGUCCUUGCACAGAGGGCAGCUGCCGAACAGCAUCUGAAUGACGCAACGGUCACAGAGGGCUGUGCCGUCUGCAACAAGAAGUUCUCCAGUGCCAAUGCCUUCCAGAACCACCUGCAGUCCCACAAACACCAGCAGGCCGAGAAGCAGGCCCUGCUGGCCGCCCAGAGGAAAGUGGAGAAGAUGAACGAGAAGAACCGGGAAAAAGGACUCGGUGAUGAGAAGGUGGAUCACGAUGCCAGGAACGAGGCCCUGCAGCAAGCCCUGAAAGAGCAGCAGAGACCGAGCCUGGCCAAGCAAGGGACGGCCCAGACGUCGCAAGGGGCGACGAAGCAUAGGACAGACAGGCUGGAAAAACCUCCCCGGAUGAUGUGGCUGGAGGAGCAAGCCAAGAGGCGAGAGAGAGGAGAGGGAGCCACAGCUGAGGAAGAAGAGUGGGAGGAUGUUGAUGAUGAUGAUGAUGAUGAUGAUGAUGAUGAGAUGGAGGAGGAGGAGGAUGAAGAAGAAGAGGAGACGAUGGAUCAGGAGGAAGGAGACUCUGCGUCUCCGUCUGACCCCCACCCAGCUGCUCUGCCGGGCUCCAUCCCUGUCACCAACUGCCUGUUCUGCCCCCACCACUCAAAGUCGCUCAUGAAGAACGUCGCCCACAUGACCAAAGUUCACAGCUUCUUCAUCCCUGACGUGGAGUUCCUCGUCGACCUCAAGGGCCUCAUCCGUUACCUGGGAGAAAAAGUCGGCGCCGGGAACGUGUGUCUGUGGUGUAACGAGAAGGGCCGUUCUUUUUACUCGACAGAAGCGGUGCAGAGUCACAUGACAGACAAAAGCCACUGUAAACUCUUCACAGACGGAGACACUGCCCUGGAGUUUGCAGACUUCUACGACUUCAGGAGCAGCUACCCUGACAGAAAGGAGGGAGAGGAUUCUGAAAUGAAGGAGGAGGAGCUGCCCGACGACAAAAACCUGGAGUACGACGACGAAACACUGGAGCUGACUCUGCCGUCAGGUGCUAAGAUCGGCCACCGCUCCCUCAUGAGGUACUACAAACAGCGAUUUGGAACCCAGCGAGCGGUGGCACUCACCCACAACAGGAACGCUGUGGGCAGAGUCCUCCGGCAGUACAGAGCCCUGGGCUGGGGAGGAGAUGGAGGCAACAGCUCCUUCCAUCAGAAACAGAGAGACAUGCAGUACGUACAGAUGAUGAAGUCAAAAUGGAUGCUGAAGAUGGGCAUGAGCCACAACGCCACCAAGCAGAAGCACUUCAGAGCCCAAGUCAUGUUCUAAACUGGGUCUGGAGGGAAACAUGUGGUGUGGAGUGGGACAUGGACUGGUCACAUCUCUGCUGUUUUCCAGCCAACAGGACAGAAUCAAGUACAGCUACAAGAGUUGUGGUUUCUUCUUGUACUGUGAUAUCAAACCUAGCGAUCACCUCACAUCAGUAAUCUCAUGUUGUGUUUGAAGUAAAUGCAGCCUUGGUGAUUAGAGGUUUGAUAACUGCAGUAAAGACCCUGACUGGUAGAAAUCUUUAGCAACUUUACUUCUAAGAAUUCAUAUAUGAAUUCUUGCAUAUGAGCAGUUACAAAUUUCCAUCUUUCAUACAUCUCUGUAAACAGUAAAUCUGCUUGAAAUUGACUUGUGAUAGGAAUCCAAUUGGAAACCGACAUUUCAUUAACUUAACCGUAAAAAUAACCACUUAGGUGGAGAUCAAGGGCACAAGUCACAUUUACAAGAUUAUUUUGAAAUUAUAUGGAUCAUAUAAAAACUACACUAUAUCAAUAUUAAGGAGGUGGUCUUGCCCUUUGGACUCUUCACACUUUUUAUGGACUAAUGACAGGAUUUCAUCUUUACGAUUCACCAUGCUCUUAAUACAUCCAACUAAAUAAAUGUGUUUUAUAUUUA